Messenger RNA from Choloepus didactylus (southern two-toed sloth), 1817 nucleotides. It is a transcript of the gene ECHDC1, whose product is annotated as ethylmalonyl-CoA decarboxylase 1. The record is from RefSeq and is a predicted model, not a curated record. Lineage: Eukaryota; Metazoa; Chordata; Mammalia; Pilosa; Megalonychidae. Gene Ontology annotation, cellular component: cytosol. Gene Ontology annotation, molecular function: enoyl-CoA hydratase activity. Bases 912 to 1817 code for a protein of 301 amino acids. Gene Ontology annotation, biological process: fatty acid beta-oxidation. The transcript is spliced from 6 exons.
GUUGCCAACUUUUAGACGCAAGAAUGACCAACUCAAGUUUGAUAAGGAUUCUUUCAUUUUAGAAUUCUUCCGAAUAGAGCCGCAAUAACCUGUUUAAGGGUUCAUGAAUGUAAAAUCAGUGGUUUAAUAAAUAAGGUUUUAAGAGAUAAGAAGAGGUUGAAACAAGCUGAUAAGGACUCCGGGAGAACAUCUACCUCACCCUCUCCUCCUGUGUCCUUUUUUCAGUUCCAGAUCUGAAAGCCUAUUAUAUAUCAGCUACUACUCUAGGUCCUGGAGGUAUAGAAAUAAACGUGGGCAGGAAUAAAUGAGGACUCCUUCUUUGAAGGCUUAGGACUCUCUUGGAAGAGGAAGCAUGGAGGGAAAGUAUAAUUGUGACAUCUGCUGGGGAAGGGAGGAGCAUGGCAACGACAUGUUACUGAUGAUUGAGUGGAUAAUGUAGUUUGGGGCAUGGGCAGUGAUCAGCAUUUUGGUGUUCAAAACUAGCUUGUGAAGAGACAUGGAGUUGGGAAACGGAUUAAGUUUAGGGAAUAAUAAACGGGAAUAUAAUAAAAGGGGUAGAUGGAGAGUUGGAAGCCCUUGUGUGGAAUUUAGUUUUGAAGAAAAUCAUUUUGGACAGUUACUCUUUGUCACACACUGUUCUAGGCAAAGUGUAUGCCCUCUUGGAGCUAAAUCUAGCAUGUGUGAGGAUUACCAAAACAGUAGAGUUGAGAGCAGAUAUUAAGGGGACUUUAUGUAGUUCCAGGUGUCAGAGGAGGUGACUUGGAAUUAUUUUGGGGAAGAGAAAAGGUAACAGGUAGAGGGAUCACAUAUACAGAUGAAUGAAGAGAAAAUCUGAAGAACUUGAGAAACUGAAGUUCAUUUUGGCUGUGAAGGAGGAAGGUAUGGGUAGCACGUAAUGAAGCUUGAAAGAAAUGGCAACAGGUCUUCUGAAGACACCAUCUCUGUCUGUAAGGACAAAAUUGCUACAUCAAACUGGAGUGUCACUUUAUAAUACAUCUCAUGGUUUCCAUGAGGAAGAAGUGAAAAAAAAACUUCAGCAGUUCACUGGUGGAUCCAUUGACCUUCAGAAGGAAGACAGUGGCAUUGGCAUCCUUACUCUGAACAAUCCAAGCAAAAGGAAUGCUUUUUCAGGUGUUAUGAUGCUACAACUUUUGGAAAAAGUGAUUGAAUUGGAAAAUUGGACAGAAGGGAAAGGCCUCAUUGUCCUUGGGGCAGAGAAUACUUUCUCCUCAGGAUCCGACCUGAAUACUGUGAGAGCUCUAGGAACUCCAGAGGAUGGAAUAGCCUUAUGUAUGUUCAUGCAAAACACCUUAACAAGAUUGAUGAGACUUCCUUUAAUAAGCGUUGCACUGAUUCAAGGUCGGGCAUUAGGUGGAGGAGCAGAAUUUACAACAGCCUGUGAUUUCAGGUUAAUGACGCCUGACAGUGAGAUCCGAUUUGUCCACAAGGAGAUGGGUAUAGUACCAAGCUGGGGUGGCACUUCCCGGCUGGUUGAAAUAAUUGGCAGGAGACAAGCUCUCAAAGUGUUAAGUGGGGCCCUGAAACUGGAUUCAGGAAAAGCUUUAAAAAUUGGAAUGGUCGAAGAAAUCUUGCAGUCUUCAGAUGAAACUGAAUCUCUAAGAGAGGCACAAGAGUGGCUAAAGCAGUUUAUCAACGGGCCACCAGAUGUAAUUAGAGCUUUGAAAAAAUCUGUUUCUUCAAGCAAAGGGCUGUGUUUCAUGGAGUCAUUACAAACUGAAAGAGAUAUUGUAGGAACUGUUUGGGGUGGACCUGCAAAUUUAGACGCUCUUGCUAGGAAAGGGAAAUUUAAUAAAUAA